AUGAGCAUUAUUAGUUGGAAUUGUCAAGGAUUGGGACGGUCUCAUGAUUUGGCAAUUCCUCGUCUCAAGGAAAUGCGUAAAAAACAUUUCCCGGAGAUGUUAUUCUUGAUGGAAACAAUGAACAAGAGAAACGUUUUGGUGGAUUUACAAGUUUGGUUGGGCUAUGACCGUGUAUAUACAGUUUACCCGAUAGGGAAGUGUGGAGGUUUAGCCCUUUUUUGGAAGAGCAGUGUAAAGGUAGACUUUCGGUAUGUAGAUAAGAAUAUGUUGGAUGCUCAAGUACAGUUUGGAGAUUCCAAUUUCUUUGUUUCCUGUAUAUAUGGAGAUCCAGACAGAAGGAACAGGUCUCAUGUGUGGGAGAGAUUAUCUAGAUUGGGCAUAGGAAGAAGGGAGAGAUGGUGCAUGUUUGGGGACUUUAAUGAGAUAAUGCACAAUGGAGAAAAAAAUGGUGGUCCUAGGAGAUGUGAUAAUGAGUUUAAACCAUUCAAUGACAUGCUGAAGGUUUGUGAUAUGGUAGAAUUACCAAGUCAAGGAAACAGUUUCAUGUGGGCGGGGAGAAGAGGAGAACACUGGAUGCAAUGCAGACUCGAUAGGGCUUUCGGUAAUACUGAAUUCAUAAAACAGUUUCCGGCUUCAAACCAAGGUUUCAUGGAUUUGCGAGGAUCAGAUCAUAGGCCAGUUUUGAUUAAGUUGUUGUCUUCUCAAGACUCGUAUAGAGGGCAGUUCAGGUUUGACAAAAGGUUUUUGUUCAAGGAAGAGGUAAAAACUAUUAUCCAUACAACAUGGAAUAGAAACAGAUCAGACUCUUACAUCUCAGUGGCAGAGAGAUUACGAAAUUGCAGGGAAGCUUUAAGUUCUUGGAAAAAGAAAAAUUCUCUAAACUCUCAUGAUAAGAUCACACUGCUUGAAGUUGCUUUAGAAAAAGUUCAAUCUCAGGUGUGGCCAAGAUUGCAAACGGUACAUGCUUUAAAAAAGGAUCUUGCUAAAGCCUACAGAGACGAAGAGAUUUUUUGGAAACAAAAGAGCAGGAAGAAAUGGUUUCGAUGUGGAAAUAGAAACACAAAGUUUUUUCAUGCCUCAGUCAAGGAGAAUAGACAAAGAAAGAGAAUUGAAAAGUUUAAGGAUGUUAAUGGGAACUUCCAAGUCUCUGAAGCGGCAAAGGGAGAGGUUGAUGCAGCUUACUUCCAAAACUUGUUCACUUCGUCAAAUCCGGUUAGGUUUGAUCAAUGGUUCGAUAGUUUGGAACCAAGAGUCUCAGGGGAAAUGAAUGAUAAUCUGAUUGCCAAGGUGACUGCUCAAGAAAUCAAAGAAACCCUUUUUUCGAUUAAUCCAGUAAAAGCCCCAGGGGCGGAUGGAUGUAUGCCUGUUGAGUGGAAUUAUACCCAUCUGUGUUUGAUUCCAAAGACUCUACAUCCUUCUGAAAUGGGUAACCUUAUACCUAUAAGCCUGUGCUCUGUGCUUUAUAAGAUCAUCUCAAAGGUUAUGGUGAAGCGGAUGAAACCUUUUCUCCCAGAGAUUGUUUCUGAGUCCCAAUCUGCUUUUGUUCCUGAACGACUUAUCACAGAUAAUAUACUUGUUGCUCAUGAACUGAUUCAUAGCCUGAAGGUGCAUCUUCAAAUGUCUUCUGAAUUCAUGGUAGUGAAGACCGAUAUGUCAAAAGCAUAUGACAGGGUUGAAUGGAGUUACCUAAGAAGUCUGAUGCUAGCUCUUGGCUUUCAUAUUAAAUGGGUCAACUGGAUUAUGAUUUGUGUCUCUACUGUUACUUACUCUGUCCUGAUAAAUGAUAGGCCUUUUGGUAUGAUCACUCCGCAAAGAGGCUUAAGGCAGAGAGAUCCUUUAUCCCCAUUUCUUUUUGUCUUAUGUACUGAAGGUUUGACACAUUUGUUGAACAAGGCUCAAUGGGAGGGAAGUUUGGAGGGCAUGCAGUUGUCUGAGGGAGGGCCAGUCAUUCAUCAUUUGCUCUUCGCUGAUGACAGUUUAUUCCUGUGUAAGGCUUCUUUGGAACAGAGUGUGGUUUUACAAAACAUCUUAAAGGUGUAUGGUUUAGCUACGGGACAGACUAUCAAUCUGAACAAAUCCUCAGUAACUUUUGGUGCAAGAGUGACUGAGCCGUCAAAAAGAUCUGUUCAAGCAUCUAUGGGCAUUACAACGGAAGGUGGUGCAGGAUCCUAUCUAGGCUUGCCCGAGUGUUUCAGUGGAUCGAAGGUUGAUAUGUUAAGUUAUCUAAAAGACAGGUUAAAGGGUAAAUUAUUUGGGUGGUAUGCUAGGUGUUUAUCCCAAGGAGGAAAAGAGGUACUCCUAAAGUCUGUGGCUUUGUCAAUGCCGGUGUUUGCAAUGUCCUGCUUUAAGCUCCCAAAAAAAACAUGUGAGAACUUAGAGAGUGCUAUGGCCGACUUCUGGUGGAAUUCAGGAGAACAUUCGAGGAAAAUUCACUGGCAGAGCUGGGAAAGGUUAUGCUUGGCAAAAGAGUAUGGGGGAUGGGAUUUAGAGAUGUCCAAGUGUUCAACCAAGCAUUGUUAG
Molecule: messenger RNA, 2520 nt
Organism: Camelina sativa (false flax)
Lineage: Eukaryota; Viridiplantae; Streptophyta; Magnoliopsida; Brassicales; Brassicaceae
Source: RefSeq, a predicted model, not a curated record